Molecule: messenger RNA, 699 nt
Organism: Cloeon dipterum
Lineage: Eukaryota; Metazoa; Arthropoda; Insecta; Ephemeroptera; Baetidae
Product: trypsin-1-like
Exons: 4
Coding region: 239-658 (139 amino acids)
Biological process (GO): proteolysis
Molecular function (GO): serine-type endopeptidase activity
Source: RefSeq, a predicted model, not a curated record
AAAUACAUAUGCCAUGAACCUCGAAUCUGCUUUAUUUUAAAAUUUUAACCUUUUCUAGGAACAAUUACUGAAUAAUAUCACAUGUAAAUGAAUUUUCAGCCGUAGUGACGUCUUCGUUUUCGCCGGCUCGAUUGACAGGAAAACCGGCACUAGAUAUGACGUCAGCUUUAUCACAGUUCACCCUGACUAUGAUCUUUCGUCCGAAAAGGUCCAAGAAAACGACAUUGCAGUUUGGGAGAUGGAUUCUCCCUUCAUUUGGACCGAAAAUAUUCAACCUGUGCGGAUCGCAAACAGCAGGGUAGAGGACAGGUGGCUCAUGACUGUCUCAGGAUGGGGAAACACUAAAAAUGCAUGGGACGCGUUUCCAUCUAAUUACCUGAAGAAGGCAGAGGUGCGAAUCGUGAACACGGAGGAAUGCAGAGCGCGUUACUACGCAGUUUUUGAAGUAGACAUCCCUGAGAACGCUAUUUGUGCUGGUGGCGAAGGAAAGGACACGUGCAACGGCGACUCAGGUGGUCCCCUGGUCAAGGAUGGCGUGCUUCACGGUGUUGUUUCAUUUGCAGUUCGUACAGCUUGCGGUUUUUUACCGGGCGGGUACACCGAAGUUGCAGUAUUCGCCAAUUGGAUCAACAGCGUGAUCUUCGAGGACAAUCAAUAAUAUUAUAUGUUUGCUCGGAAGGUUAAAUAAAGUACCAAACG